Molecule: messenger RNA, 663 nt
Organism: Ogataea angusta
Lineage: Eukaryota; Fungi; Ascomycota; Pichiomycetes; Pichiales; Pichiaceae
Exons: 1
Coding region: 1-663 (220 amino acids)
Biological process (GO): pyrimidine nucleotide biosynthetic process; pyrimidine ribonucleoside biosynthetic process; 'de novo' pyrimidine nucleobase biosynthetic process
Cellular component (GO): cytoplasm
Molecular function (GO): orotate phosphoribosyltransferase activity
Source: RefSeq, a predicted model, not a curated record
AUGUCCUACAAGCUCAAGUUCUUGAAAGAUGCCCUCGAUGUGCAGGCUUUGAAGUUUGGCAGUUUCACUCUGAAAUCUGGCAGAACGUCGCCAUACUUUUUCAACAUGGGCCAGUUCUCAACAGCUGCUGCCUUGAGCAACGUAGCUACCGCAUAUGCUCAGACUAUCAUUGAGUCGGGACUGGAAUUCGACAUCCUGUUUGGCCCAGCGUACAAGGGAAUCCCACUUGCUGCUAUCACCGUUGUGAAGCUUUACGAACUGGGUGGGGAAAAAUAUGCCAAUGUUGGAUACGCGUUCAACAGAAAGGAGAAGAAGGACCACGGAGAGGGUGGAAUGAUUGUGGGCUGUCCGCUGGAAAACAAGAAAGUUCUGAUUAUCGACGACGUUAUGACCGCCGGAACUGCCAUCAACGAGGCAUUUGCUAUUAUCAAGGCCGAAAAUGGCCAGGCUAUUGGUUGUAUCAUCGCUCUGGAUAGACAGGAAGUGGUCAAGGACUCCGACCAAAGUGCAACCGCUGCUGUUUCCAAAAGAUACAACGUGCCUGUUUUGUCUAUUGUGAGUCUUGAUGACAUAAUUGAGAAUCUGAGGGACCAGCUCACAAAAGAACAGCUAGACAUGAUUUUAGAUUACCGUCAGCAAUAUGUUCCUGCUACUACUAAAUAA